Molecule: messenger RNA, 1695 nt
Organism: Drosophila virilis
Lineage: Eukaryota; Metazoa; Arthropoda; Insecta; Diptera; Drosophilidae
Gene: dpr13
Product: defective proboscis extension response 13
Biological process (GO): synapse organization
Cellular component (GO): neuron projection membrane
Source: RefSeq, a predicted model, not a curated record
AAUUGAAAGCAAAGUACAUCAAAUAAAAAAGAAAGAAAAGUAAAAAAAAAGGGAAAGCAGCAGCAACAAUAAGAAGCAGAGGAAAAUGCCGGCAUCAAGUGGAUUAUAUCGAAUCAAGCACGGGCGUGUCCUUGGCAGCGUGCAAAAAACGUCGGCACUUAUUUUUAUAGCAUACAUUGCGGCAUGCAGCAUUUGCGGCUACAUGGCAGCUGCGGAAGAGGCAGCAACAGUGGCGCCAGAGCACAGCGCGACGUCAGGCAGCAGCAGCAGCAGCAGCAGCCCAAGUGAGGAAUUACAGCGGCAUAUAAAUCAAAAUUUAAUUAUGUCGCCAGCGCUCGGCUCCAGCUUUGCCGCCGCAUCGGCGGCCGCACUGACAGCUCCACAGCCCCCCGUCGCCUCCUCGUUUGCCACCUCAUCCUCAUCCUCAUCGGGCAGCAGCAUAACAAGCUUUGACUCCAACAACUUGAUCGAUGACAAGAGCCUGCCACAGCCGCCACACCAGCAGCAACAGCAUCUCGAACAGCUCCAGCUGCAGCACCAGCAGCAGCAACACUCACGUAUUCAGGCCAAAGAUACGGCCGGCCCAUAUCCAAUACCUGUGCACAGGCCGGAGCCCGUCGAGAAUCAUCUGGAGGCGACGCACGGCAUCGAUGGUGCGGAUAAUGUGUUCGGCACGCCCAUGUACUUCGGCACCGAGAACUCAACGGUGGUGACUACACAGAUUGGCGCCACCGCCCACGUACCCUGCACCGUACACCACAUUGGCGAGGGUGUGGUAUCCUGGAUACGCAAAAAGGAUUAUCAUCUGCUUACGGUCGGCCUAACAACCUACAGCAGCGACGAGCGCUUCAGUGCCACGCACUUGAAACAUUCCGAGGAUUGGACAUUGCAAAUCAAAUUUGUGCAGCUACGUGACGCCGGCGUGUACGAGUGUCAAGUAUCCACACAUCCGCCCACAUCCAUAUUUCUACAUUUGAGCGUAGUCGAAGCGCGCGCCGAAAUAUCAGGACCGCCCAUACGUUAUCUGACGCCGGGCUCAAGGCUGCGCUUGCAAUGCCGCGUUGUACAGAAUACAGAGGCAUCCGAGUAUAUAUUCUGGUAUCACGACAACCGCAUGAUUAAUUAUGACAUUGAUCGGGGCAUUAAUGUGUCAACCGAGCCAGACUUUCAAUCAUCGGAGCUUACAAUUCAGCGCACACGUCGCGAGCAUUCGGGCAAUUUUACCUGUGUGGCCAGCAACACGCAGCCAGCCAGCGUUUUGGUACACAUUUUCAAAGGCGAUAAUCCUGCGGCCAUGUAUCACGGACAUGUGGGUGGCUCAACUAAAACGACGCAACGCCAGCUACACAAUUUUAUGGUAAUGAUUGCCAUCGGCUAUCGGAUAUUCCACACAAGUGUCUAUAUGAGAAUCGUCUAAAAGGGGCUGCUGACAACUGACAACCCGCAACAUUUGUAACUAAUUCAUCAAAGCAGUAGCAGCUAUAUAUCUAAGUAAAGCCCAUUAAAUUCUUCAAGCAGACAACAUUUAAACAGCUCUUAGCUAAGCUCAUAAAUUAAACAAAUUUCAACUACAACUAAAAUCUCAAUCUAUUUAAGCGUUGCAUGUGUAUGUGUGUGUAAUUACUUUUAUAUAUGUAUGCAUGUGUGUGGGCGCGUGUGAAUUGAUAAAUGCAUGUGUAAAAUACAGCCGUUUAA